AUUGAGAAAGUUGGAAUUCCUGUAUGCGUCGGGCCGUUCCUUAAAAGAGGAAGGAGAGCCGAGAGCCCAUUCCAAUUUCCAACGCGAGCUUUAAUCGACUUCCCUGUGAAGCCGUGAAGGUGGAGGACGAACCCAUCCGCCAUGGCAGCAGCGUUGUCAGACUCGGCAGCCGUUGGGAAGCGGGGAGGAGGAGAGCCAACAGCAACAGCAGCUGCACGAUUCGUCCAGGAGGAAAGAAAGGAGCUCCCUCUUCUCCAGAAGGUGGAUGAGCUCCGGGAUUUGUCCUCCGCUCUGUCUACUUUCAGGUGCCGUUGGGAUGAGUUGCAGAAGCAUCUCGCUUUCAUCCAAAAUGCUAUCGAAGUGAGGAGUAAGCGGUCUAAUACGGAGCACGUGAUCCCAUUGCAGCUGCCGCCAGAGGUAGUUCCUUCAGUAGAUGCCCCCGCCUCCGGUUCUGCUAAUUCACCACUUCCGGAUUUGGCCGGGCUUUCUAGCCGGGAUCUCUCGCAACUCUCAUCCCCCAGUGGCGAAAUGGCUAAGAAUUCAUCCUGGUCCGAGUUUGAAUCGCUAUGUGAGACAAUGGGUAGCCGUGGCUUACGCAAAUACAUAGCCUCUCGUCUCUCUGACGUUGCCAAACUCCGUGAAGAAGCUCCUGCAGCUCUAAAGCGUGCCCCCAACCCAGCCAAGCUCGUCUUGGACUGCAUUGGCCGGUUUUAUCUCCAGGGUAGCAAAGCGUAUACCAAGGAUUCUCCGAUGGUUCCUGCCCGACAGGCCUCGGUGCUCAUGUUGGAAUUCUUCCUCCUCGCGGAUUGCGUUGAGAAUGGGACUGAUCCCUUAGUCAAGGAAGAAGCUGAGGCCGCAGCAGUUGCUUGGAGGAAGAGGCUGAUCAGUGAAGGGGGUGUCUCCAAGGCCCACAGCGUGGAUGCUAGGGGGCUGCUUCUCUUUAUUGGUUGCUAUGGCAUCCCAUCUGUAUUUGGAUACCAAGAUCUCAGUGAUCUUAUUCGGUCGAGUAGUCCAAGGGAGAUUGCUGAUGCCCUUAGACGGUCGCGUUUCCUCCUUGACAGAGUCCCAGGUAUUGGUUUCUGAUAAGGGUUUCUGUUAGUCUGUUGCGUACUAAAACAUGCUUCAGGUCUAGCUAUCUGCUAAUAUUAAAGAAUGCUUGUUGCU
This is a messenger RNA of Macadamia integrifolia, 1164 nucleotides long. RefSeq names its product inactive protein FRIGIDA-like. The transcript has a single exon. The coding region runs from base 142 to 1083 and encodes 313 amino acids. Lineage: Eukaryota; Viridiplantae; Streptophyta; Magnoliopsida; Proteales; Proteaceae. The record is from RefSeq and is a predicted model, not a curated record.